Drosophila gunungcola (fruit fly) is the source of this 2738-nucleotide messenger RNA. Its product is annotated as putative mediator of RNA polymerase II transcription subunit 26. The record is from RefSeq and is a predicted model, not a curated record. The transcript has a single exon. NCBI's taxonomy places the organism in Eukaryota, Metazoa, Arthropoda, Insecta, Diptera, Drosophilidae. The coding region runs from base 139 to 2577 and encodes 812 amino acids.
AAUAAUUAUACUUUUUCAUUGUUGUUUAAAAAAUUGACAAAACUGACAAUUCAAAAUUUAAUGUCAUGCCAGAAGGCAAGUUUAAACGGAAGUAUUGUAUAAUUGAUUGAACACUCGAACUGCUUUAAAAGUGCAAAAAUGCCCAACGGCGGGGUCCGAACACACAGGGCCAGUCCCUAUAGGCGAAAUGUAAGUCCAGCGAGGAGGACAACCAACCUGGGGACUGAUUUGUCACCUGAGCCGACUAAUAACCGCAUCGAACAGCAACUAUUGCGAACCCUGGUCCAAAGUCUACCCGCUGGUGCGGAAACCAAGAGAUCCCGAUCCUCCUGCCCACCCACAUAUCGUCGUCGCAGGCAGGCCAGCAGCUGCCGAUCCAUGGGUACUCCGGAACUAUUGACAACGAAGAUCAAGACCAAGCCACCGGUUAGAUUGCAGGCGGGAAUGCCGGUUACACAAGUUUUGGCUAGUGUUCCACCAAGUUCAAAGACCAGUGGCUUGAGUAAGAAUGCACAGCAGUCUAUAGAGGCAUCGGUUAAGCGUAGAGCUGAAUCUCCAACAGCAAGGGCCAAGGCCAGAGAUGAAGAGUUCGAGAAGACACCGGAGAUGUUAAGUGGAGCGGCUAUUGCCAAAGCCCGAGAAGAAGAGUUUGAAAAGAUACCAUCCAAGACAUCCAAGAUAUCCGGGGCAUCGCAAGACGAAAGCAUUAUAAAUUCAAAGCCGGAAACCCAGGAGAAUUCAGGACCGGAAACCCAGGAGAACUCAAUACCGGAAACCCAGGAGAAUUCAAGACCGGAAACCCAGAAGAACUCGAUAGCGGAAACCCAGGAGAACUCGAUAGCGGAAACCCAGGAGAAUUCAAGACCGGAAACCCAGGAGAAUUCCAAACCGGAAACCCAGGAGAAUUCAAGACGGGAAACCGAGAAGAAUUCUAAGGAGAAUAGUCAGGAUACUUUUAACAAAAGUUUUCCUGAGAGUGUAGAGGCAAGUAAGCCUGAAGAACCAAGGGAACCAAAGCCCGCCGAGCAAAUUGAGGUCACCAAAAGACCAGCCAAGAAACCAGAGAAACAGAAACCAACGCAGGUUGCCAGCUCUAAGAAAUAUCCCUGCUUUCGAGGGGAAUAUCCCACGCGACAUCGACCUGUUUCGUAUCAGUGGUUCCAGGCCGCAGUUCCCAAUUGCGGCAAUAUCGUGACCAUUUGCGAUGAGGAGCAGCAAGUUAUGGGCGAGGCGGAAAUCGUCACCGCCUGCGAGGUGACCGAGGCUCACUUCCUUAGCAUCGAUUGUCCAGAUGAUCAUAUGAACAAUGCGGUCUCAAAGUGUAACAAGUGCCCAUGGGAAUCAUAUGGUUAUUUACAGCACCAGCGGAAUGGAAAUUGUUUUGGAUCUCAGCAAAAAUCGCAACAUCAACUUUGCUUUCAGCAGCAACCAUGCUUUCAGCAGCAACAAUCCCCGCAACAGCUACCAUACUCACAGCAACAACCUUGCUUUCAGCAGCAACAACCUUGCUUCCAGCAACAACCUUGCUUGCAGCAACAAUCAUCUUGCUUUCAGCAGCAACAUAGAAAUUUUAUGCGAAAUGCACCCAUUUCCAAUGAGCAAGGAAACCCAAGAAGAAGUUUCAAGCAUGAGGAAAUGAAUCAGCCUAGCAACUUGCCUGUUUACCAUCAACAACAGUCAAUGCAACAACCAAUUCUUCAGCCACAGCAACAACCAGAACACCAGGAGAUGCAACAACAGCAACAACCAGUGGAACAACAACCGAUUGAGGAGAAUUGCCUGACCGAAAUGCUGGCCGAGGAGCUCAAGAAGCAGAUGCUGGAGGCACAGGCCCAGAUUGCCCAGGUGCAACUCCAGCUGAACAGUGCAUGUGGGGCCACCAGAGUGCGGCAGAUGCAUGUGCUGACCCAGAAUGGCGCAGAGAUACCUGGUUGGACCACUGAGAAUCAGUUUGUAGGUGCCUUAGAUGAUGCACUGAUCGAGGGAUAUGCUUUCCCCGAGGAAGUUAAGGAAAGCGGUGAAGAGGAUUUCCCGCGGUUUUCCACGCAGUCAGAGCCUAAAUAUCCCUUGCCAUCGGACCCUCAGACCAGAUCCCAGGCGGAACCAAUGCAGUUUGGCCUAAAUCCAGUGCCCUUAACGAUGUCAAAUCCAAAUACUUACUUUCAGCCAGAGUUUCAGCAAUUUCCUGCCCAACAGCAACAGCCACCGACUUUUCUGCCUCAAGAAAUGAGUCUUUGUCAGCAAAAUCAACCAAUGGGUCCCGGUCAGCAGAACCAACUAAUAUCUCCUUGUCAGCAGCACUAUCAAGUAUCUCCUUGUCAGCAGAUUCCACAAAUGCCUCCUUGUCAGCAGCAGUGUAGGACACCUCCUUUUCCGCCACAAAAGCCGCCUCCUUGUCAGCAGAAACCACAGAGGUUAUCCCACCAGCAACAGCAACAACAGCAGCAGCAAUCUGCGCGAUCUAGUCAAUCAUCCCAACUGAAUAAGUGUCCUUUUGCCCCACAAUUUUGUCCCAGUUGUUGUUGCCAGCGAUAUGCCCAAAUGCGAUUCAUGAUGCCGCGAUGUUGGCCUCGUUAAAAACAUUAAACCCUCCAAAAUUUGUAGUGUAACUUACCUUGAGCAGACCAAAUUAUUGUCUUUUCAAGGUAAGAUAUUCUACAAACAGAAAUCUCAUCAGGAGUUUAAUUGUGCAAUUCUUCCGUUUAAAAUUGAGGAAAAAAGAAGUCAAUGACGAAUAA